UUCUGCAUUUGAUGUUUUUGGCCAUUCAAAUGCCUACAGCUACCUUCUACUGCUGGCAGAUUAUGGAACUCCUCUCAAUGCCUGCACUUCUCUCCAGCUUGACACUGGGCAAAUCCAUGGUACAGCACAGCUGAAGAACAUUGGGAUUGUUUCAACAGUUCUAAGUGGAGCUAAGGAGCAUCAGUCCUGGUUGGAGCUGAGAGGAAUGACAGAAAAUUGCAAGGAUGGAACUGGAAUGUGAAUGUCAG
Darwinula stevensoni is the source of this 248-nucleotide messenger RNA. The record is from the annotation of a GenBank genome assembly. Lineage: Eukaryota; Metazoa; Arthropoda; Ostracoda; Podocopida; Darwinulidae.